Messenger RNA from Tarenaya hassleriana, 1655 nucleotides. RefSeq names its product molybdate transporter 1. Lineage: Eukaryota; Viridiplantae; Streptophyta; Magnoliopsida; Brassicales; Cleomaceae. The transcript has a single exon. Gene Ontology annotation, molecular function: molybdate ion transmembrane transporter activity. Gene Ontology annotation, biological process: molybdate ion transport. Bases 54 to 1427 code for a protein of 457 amino acids. The record is from RefSeq and is a predicted model, not a curated record.
AAGCUCGUUCCGUUCAUGACACAGAGAGAGCAAAACAAACACACAAUACGACAAUGGAGUCCCAAACCGAUCAACACGAACCGUCGAAACCGGUUUGGUUUGCCGGAACAUUCGGUAAACUGAAAACCAAUCUGGUUUUCCGGUCGAGAUGGGCCGAGCUGAACGGUGCAAUGGGUGAUCUAGGCACAUACAUACCGAUAGUCCUGGCCUUGACACUGGCCAAAGAUUUGGAUCUGGGCACGACGUUGAUAUUCACUGGCAUAUACAACGCCAUAACCGGUGCGGUUUACGGCGUACCGAUGCCGGUCCAACCGAUGAAAUCGAUUUCUGCUGUGGCGAUAUCGAGUGGGCAAGAUUUUGGCAUCCCUGAGAUCAUGGCAGCCGGAAUUUGCACCGGAGGGAUAUUAUUGGUGCUCGGCGUCUCGGGUUUGAUGCAAUUCGUGUACAAUAUCAUUCCUUUAUCAAUUGUUCGAGGGAUUCAACUGUCACAAGGUUUGUCCUUUGCAAUGUCUGCGGUUAAGUACAUCAGAAAGGUGCAAAAUUUUUCCAAGUCCAAGAGUGUUGGUAAUAGACCAUGGCUGGGUUUAGAUGGGUUGAUACUGGCUUUAGUAUGCACCCUCUUCAUAAUUCUUGUCAACGGCUCGGGCGAAGAAGAAAGGCGUGACGGGGAGGAAACACUUGAUGGUGGUCCGAGGAGGGUGUCGAGGAUGAGGAAGAUAAGGAAUGUUUUAGCCAAUGUGCCAUCGGCUUUGAUCAUAUUCUUUUUAGGUGUCGUUUUGGCGUUCAUUAGAAGGCCUAAGAUUGUUCACGACAUCAAGUUCGGACCGUCCCCGAUACACGUGGUCAAAAUCAGCAAGGAAGCAUGGAAGAACGGGUUCAUAAAAGGGGCGAUCCCGCAGUUGCCUCUGUCUAUACUGAACUCAGUGGUGGCAGUGUGUAAGCUGUCCUACGACCUUUUCCCCGAGAAGAAAUUCUCAGCGACGUCGGUUUCAGCGACCGUAGGGCUGAUGAAUGUGGUUGGAUGCUGGUUCGGGGCAAUGCCGUGUUGUCACGGGGCCGGGGGAUUAGCCGGGCAAUACAAGUUUGGUGGAAGGAGUGGUGGGUGUGUCGCCGUUUUGGGGUUGGCCAAAAUGGUGUUGGGGCUGGUCUUGGGGAGCUCGCUGGUUGCGAUUCUCGACCGGUUUCCUGUCGGGGUGUUGGGAGCAUUGCUUCUGUUUGCAGGGAUAGAACUUGCGAUGGCUGCAAGGGACAUGAACACAAAGGAAGACUCGUUUGUGAUGCUUGUAUGCGCAGCCACGUCUUUGGGAUCAAACGCUGCAAUAGGGUUCGUCUCUGGGGUUGUAGUGUACGGUCUUCUGAGGAUGAGAAACUAUGGGAAGCCAAGGACCGGACCCUCGCCGCAACAGGACAUGAACCAAUGCUGUUGAAGAACACAUCCUUCAAGUUUCUGGUUUCAAUGUCACAAAACACCAAUGGCUGUAUGUGAUAUUUUGUUUCCGACUGUGAAUCGUCGUUCACGUGUGGUUGUCGUCUUGUUGUUUCUUGUUUUCUUCUGAUUUUUGUUUGUGUUUUUUCAGAAUCCAAAAUGCUUCCAAAGUGUGAUCUGCUCUUACUCUUGUUGGUUAUUUGUUAAACUCGGUGUGCGCGAGUUUUUU